AUGUCGGGCCAAGCUCCAACCAACGGCGUACCUCCACCCAUACAGCUUUGGACUCCAGCAGUUGACUUUGUUGAGAAUCGAAUGUGGCAAUAUCAUCCUGCCUACAAUGCUCAGAAUCACAGGUAUGAUCCAAUCCAAGCUCAGUUUGUCGCACUCGAGGCGGGUCUCUCAGCCUCGUCGUCAAACCUUCUUGCGACCAAUGUACCAGCCUACUCUCAGCCGCGACCGGCGCCAGGAAAUGUUCAUGAUAUGGACCUCUGGGCUGUUGUAUUUCCAGGAGCAAUGUCCGAACUCAACACAACUCCGGCGCCUAAGCAAGGAGACCUGCAAAAAUGGGGAAUACGAACAUGCUCAGAUUGGCCAGAAGUACAGCGUAAGCUCGAAAUGGCGCGAAGAGAUUAUGAUCAUUUACAUGGUCAAAAGCAUGUUGGCAAGUUCAGGCGAAAAAUGCGCGAUGUCAUGGAUAAAAGCAGUAUACCUCUUCAGCAGAUUGUUAAAGGUGUGCCCUCGGUUGAUGCAGCAUCUCCGAUCGUCAGCGUCGCAAACGUUCUCCUAGAUGCAUAUCGACAAGCAGUAGAAGUACGUGAAGCCGUCACCACAGGCUUCGACGAUCUCCCGACAUUCUUCGCUUCAGCAGACUUCUUUCUGAGCAACUACCCAGACGAUGAGAACAUCCAGCGGUCAUCUGUCGCUUUCGUGCUUUCUGUGUUCAAGACUAUUGAGGAAGCAAUACUUUUUUACACAAGCAAACAAGUCAAGCGUGCAGGUUUUGCAAUAUUCACGGGGGAGCAGUACCAGCAGAAUCUUACUCGGGCUCUGGGCGAGAUGAAGGUAUCUGCCGAAGCGUUCGUGAGUCAAGCAACAAUGUCGUUGCACCAUCGAGUCACUUCAGCGGAGAAAGAACGUAUGUACUCGGAUGCCAUACAAUUAUCACGAUCCCAGACUAACAUAUCCAACGACAACUGGCGGCCGCGAUCACCGCUUCCAUCCAGAUCAGGAACACCGAUGGCUAUCGAACGGCAGUCUUGGACACCGCGCGAUCUCUGGCUUCGAGUCGGAAUACCCAAUAUUGAUGAGACUGAUCUGCAAAGGGUGCUCAAUAGGGCCGCAGAUAUUGACUUCUCUGAUCGCGGCCGUGCACAGCAGAUGAUUACCACUCAGCAUUUCCGCCACUGGAUGUUGAGUCAAAAUUCCGCCAAGUUACUUGUCCAUGGAGACUUCGAAAACGCAAGUAGGACAUCGCCGUUCUCAGUCUUAGCCGCGACCGUUACUCAAGGCUUCAGAUCUUCUCCCAGUAUCAUAAAUUUGGUUUUCUUCUGCGGCCAACACCUGCUGGACGACGAGCAUCACGGGGGCAAUGCCAUGAUCCGUAGCCUGAUUGCUCAGCUGUUACGGCAAUACCCUUUCUCUACCAUCGUCCCAUUGCCAGACAUGCUAAUCGGAGACAUCGAUGCCGGGAACGUUAAGCAGCUAUGCACACUUUUUACAUACCUCAUUCAACAGCUCUCUCCGCAAACAUCGAUCUUCUGCCUUAUAGAUAGCAUCAACGAGUACGAACGAGAAGAAUACAUUCACGGCAUGGAUGAUGUAGUCUUUGCAUUGCUGGGCUUGGCAGAUCGAAGCAGUAGAGCGAGUUUCAAGCUGUUGCUGCUUAGUCCGAGACCCACGGUGGAAGUGAGGAGGGCGUUUGAUGGAGAGGACGGGAUACUGUUGCACAUGCAGCAGCUGCCGGUGAUUGAGGACGUGGUGGGACCGGCGCAGCUUCAGGAGAUGGUUGGGAUGGGUUUCGAGGGUACGGACAGAGCGGGUUGA
This is a messenger RNA of Parastagonospora nodorum SN15, 1812 nucleotides long. RefSeq lists its product as hypothetical. The transcript has 4 exons. The record is from RefSeq and is a predicted model, not a curated record. Bases 1 to 1812 code for a protein of 603 amino acids. Lineage: Eukaryota; Fungi; Ascomycota; Dothideomycetes; Pleosporales; Phaeosphaeriaceae.